Brassicogethes aeneus is the source of this 1261-nucleotide messenger RNA. The record is from the annotation of a GenBank genome assembly. Lineage: Eukaryota; Metazoa; Arthropoda; Insecta; Coleoptera; Nitidulidae.
UCGUUUGUUUAUUUUCGUUGGGUUCACGGUUGUGUUUAAUUAAAAACCUUUGAACUGUAUUGUAUUUAAAAUAUUUACGCAUCAUAAUGAUACUUAAAAUUAAGUAGGUUUAAUAAAAUGGCUUUAAAAGGAAUAAAAGUGUUGGAAUUUGGGGGUUUGGCCCCGGGCCCUUUCUGUGGGAUGGUUUUGGCAGAUUUUGGGGCUGAUGUUCUUCGUAUUGAUAAGCUCCAACCUGGAAUCAUCGAUUGCCUUGGAAAUGGUAAACAAGUGAUAGCUUUGAAUUUAAAGCAUCCAGAAGGUGUGAAAAUAGUUAAACAACUGUGUAAAAAAUCUGACGUUUUGUUGGAGCCAUUCAGGCAAGGGGUUAUGGAGAGUUUGGGGCUAGGUCCUAGUGUUUUGUUAAAAGAAAACCCCAGAUUGAUAUAUGCUAGAUUAACAGGGUAUGGUCAAACAGGCAUAAUGAAAAACCUGGCUGGACAUGAUAUUAAUUAUCUCAGCAUGUCUGGUCUUUUAUCGUUAUUUGGCAGAAAAAAUGAAAAGCCCCUGUUUCCUAACAACCUAGCAGCAGAUUUUGGGGGUGGCGGCUUGACAUGCUCACUGGGAAUAUUGAUGGCGUUAUUUGAAAGGACCCAAUCGGGACUGGGACAAGUUAUAGAUUGCAACAUGGUGGAAGGGACUGCCUAUCUGGGAAGCUGGCUGUACAGAUCACAAAAUCAGCCUUGGUGGGGGAGAGGCAAAAUGGGGGAGAACGUGCUGGACUCUGGCGCCCAUUUUUAUGAAGUUUACAGAACAAAAGACAACAAGUUUGUAAGUGUGGGGGCUAUUGAACCGCAGUUCUAUGAGAAACUUUUACAAGGAUUGGGGUUGAGUGAGGACAAAGCGCCUCAAUUUUCGGAUUUUGAUGAGUUAAAAAGAUUAUUCACUGAGAAGUUUAUGGAAAAAACUCAAAAGGAAUGGGUCGACAUUUUUGGGGAUGGGGAUGCUUGUGUAACGCCGGUUUUAGGAUUGCAAGAGGCCGCUACUCACCCUCAUAAUGUUAAUUCCUUUAUUAAGUCUGAAGAGGUUGUUUCUCCGAAACCGGCUCCAAACCUUAGCAGGACUCCUGCAACAUCUAAAAGCACUGAGAAACUUCCCAAGCAUGGUCAACACACUUAUGAAAUACUUAAAAAACUUAAUUAUUCAGAUGAAAUUAUAAACAAAUUAUUAGAUGAUAAUGUGAUAUUUUUUAAACAAUCAUCAAAGUUGUAAAUUUUAAUUUUUA